This is a messenger RNA of Symbiodinium sp. CCMP2456, 780 nucleotides long. The record is from the annotation of a GenBank genome assembly. NCBI's taxonomy places the organism in Eukaryota, Dinophyceae, Suessiales, Symbiodiniaceae.
AUGAAGGGCCAGGAGCACUACAUCAGGCUCUGUGACCUACGGCAGCAGGAGGGCGACGGGCCGGCUGAGGAGAUCUUUAAGGCCAAGCAGAAACUCCAGGAUGAGCUACCGGCGGACAGCGACGAGGCUCCCUUUAUCCUGAAGCAUCCUGAUCUGCCCGGAUGCAAGGAAUGGACCUUGAUCCGGACCUUCAAAGAAGCGACCCUGACGCGGAAAGACACGAGUACGAAGACGACGACCCUGCAGACGGACGCCGUGAACCUGGAUGGGGCGUCCACCCGACCAGUGCUGACCGCCAUGGCACAUGGCCUCGAGAUUGCAGUGCCGGGCGGCUCAAAUGGUGCUGCGAGCAGUGCUGCAGGCAUCACACGCCGGCCAUCGUCGAUGGCCUUGCCCGUGGCUCUUGGAGAUCAGGAGGCAGGCUCGGCUUUGACAGCCCUCCCGGACCCCAUGGACAAGAAAAAGAAGGCGGCCCUCACCAACCAAGCCAGGAACAAGAUUGCCCUGGCUUCCACGAAGCUAAACGAGGCGACGGUGCUGCAGGAAGAGAUCUCCCAGAACGAGAGUAUGUCGCAGCCCAUCCGCGACGGUUUUCUCAAGGAUCUGCAGAACCACGGCAGAAGCCUUCGAGAGGCCAGGGACAAGCUCAGCGCUGAGGUGGACACGGGCUUGGGUCAGACUAUUCAGGAGCUCUUGGAUGAUGUCAAUCAAAAGAUUACCAAUUAUGUGCAAUCGACGAAUGGGAUGAAGAAGAUGUCGGCCACCAGGCUGCAGCUGUGA